Messenger RNA from Zingiber officinale, 3400 nucleotides. RefSeq names its product receptor-like protein kinase 7. Gene Ontology annotation, molecular function: protein kinase activity; ATP binding; receptor serine/threonine kinase binding. The record is from RefSeq and is a predicted model, not a curated record. NCBI's taxonomy places the organism in Eukaryota, Viridiplantae, Streptophyta, Magnoliopsida, Zingiberales, Zingiberaceae. Bases 264 to 3272 code for a protein of 1002 amino acids. The transcript is spliced from 2 exons. Gene Ontology annotation, biological process: protein phosphorylation.
CGUUGGAGGAAAGCAGAACCGACGUUUUUUGCCGACGGCGGCUGUGAGUGAACUCCUGGAGUCAAACGCGGCGGCGACGAAGGUCGAGAGGCCCCCACGCAGACGACAAAUUCCAGGCCCAAAACCUAACAGAUGAGCUUUCGCUCGUGGACGGUCUCGUCACCUCUCCACUUCCUCGAACUAAUCAGUUCGCAUGUCACUCCCCUAAUUCCUCGUCUCUAUAACGUGCGUACCCAAACCAAACUCAACCACCGCCUCUCACUAUGCGCUUCCUCCUUCUCUUACUGUGCCUCGCCGCGGCUGGCGAAGCAACUCCAGCAGAGGAGCGGCAAAUCCUCCUCCAUUUGAAAUCGACCUUCAAGACAGCAAACGCGACCGCCUUCCAAUCAUGGACCGCAAACAACCCACAUUGCGGCGGCUUCGCCGGUGUCACGUGUGAUUCUGGUGGCUCUGUUUCAGAAAUUGAUCUCACCGGCAUCGGAAUCUCCGGAGAAAUCCGUUUUGAUAUUAUUUGCCGGCUUCCUUCGCUCACUGCCCUCUCCCUGGUGUCUAAUGACCUCUCCGGUGACAUCUCCGAUGAUCUUCACAGAUGCACCAGACUCCGCCGGCUUGACCUCGCCUUCAACUCUCUCAGAGGUGUAGUUCCCGAAAUGACCACUCUAGUCGAGCUUCAGAUCCUCAACUUUUCUAGUAAUUAUUUCACCGGUGCCUUCCCGUGGAGCUCCCUCGCCGGGCUGACUGAGUUGGAGGUACUCAGCGUCGGAGAUAACUCUUUCGAUCCUAAUCCUUUCCCUGAUGUGGUGCUGAAUUUGACCAAACUCAAUCGGCUUUACCUCUCUAAUUGUAACAUCCAUGGACAAAUUCCGCCGGCGAUCGGUAACCUGACAAAGCUCAUUGACCUUGAGAUAGCCGACAGCUUCCUCACUGGCGUGAUCCCCCCGGAGAUCUCCAAGCUCUCCAAUCUGUGGCAACUCGAGCUUUACAACAAUUCGCUCACCGGACGUAUCCCGACUGGGUUCGGGAACCUCACAAAGUUGGCCUUCUUCGAUGCGUCGAUGAACAAUUUGGAGGGCGACCUAUCGGAGCUCCGGAACUUGACGAACCUCGUCUCUCUACAGCUGUUCGAUAACAACCUCUCCGGCGAAGUACCGCCGGAAUUUGGGGACUUCCGAUUCCUCACCAACCUCUCGUUGUACGUGAACAGGUUCAUCGGGAAGUUGCCGGCAAAGCUUGGAAGUUGGACUGAGUUCAACUUCAUCGACGUGUCGACUAACUCCUUUACAGGGCCAAUCCCGCCGGAUAUGUGCCGGAAAGGGACCAUGAAGAAGCUUCUGAUGCUGGAGAACAAGUUCACCGGGGAGAUCCCCGCCAGUUACGCUAAUUGCUCUUCUCUGCUUCGGUUCAGGGUCAGUAACAACUCGCUCUCCGGUGAAGUUCCCUCAGAUCUCUGGAGCUUGCCAAACUUGAACAUUAUCGAUCUCGCCGUCAACCAAUUUGAAGGUUCGAUUGGCGCCGGGAUCGGCGCUGCCAAGUCCCUAAACCAGAUCUUUAUUUCCGACAACCGGUUCUCGGGUCAGAUUCCUCCAGAGAUCGGAGACGCGGCGUCGAUCGUCCAGAUAGAUCUGCAUAACAACCAAUUCUCAGGCACGAUCCCGUCGAGCGUCGGAGGUCUACGAAACCUUGCGAGUCUUAAUCUGCAGAGCAACGGCUUCUCCGGCCAGAUCCCUAAUGAGAUCGGCUCGUGCGCAGCGUUAAGCACCAUGAACCUCGCCGAGAACAGCCUUUCCGGACCUAUCCCUGCAAGCCUCGGCCAGCUGACGAACCUCAACUCGUUGAAUUUGUCGGGCAACAAGCUCUCCGGCUUGAUUCCGGGGAGCAUCUCCGCGUUGAAGCUUUCCUCCCUUGAUCUCUCCAACAACAGUCUCACCGGCGCCAUCCCGUCGAGUUUCGCUAUUUCGGCCUACAGUGGCAGUUUCGCCGGAAACCCCGGCCUCUGCGUCUACGGUAUCAACGCCGACAAACUCAGCUCUGUCCAGCGAUGCUCAGCCUUGAAGAGGGGCUUUACCGGUGAGUUGCGUACCAUCCUCACCUGCAUUCUCUCCGUCGCAGCUGUCUUCCUCGCCGCUCUCGGUCUCCAUAUCGUGCUAAAGAAGCGCCGCCACGACUCCAGUGGCGGUGCCAGCGACGGGGCAUUUUUAAAAGACCCGUCAUGGGACAUGAAGUCGUUCCGGAUCGUGACGUUCAACGAGCAGGAAAUUGUAGAAGGAAUCAAACCUGAGAAUCUCAUCGGGAAAGGGGGAUCCGGCGAGGUGUAUCAGGUGCAUCUGGCGAAUGGGGAAGUGAUGGCAGUGAAACAGAUAUGGCGGAGUCUGGCGGAGGCCGGAACCAAGGAGCGGAGCACGGCAGCGAUGCUAGCGUCAACCCGGGGGCGAGGGAGGAGGGGGCGGAAGCGGACGGCGACUAGCGAGUUCGAGGCGGAGGUGGAGACGUUGAGCACCGUGCGGCACGUCAACGUGGUGAAGCUCUUCUGCAGCAUCACGAGCGAGGAGUGGUGCCUGCUUGUAUACGAGCACCUUCCCAACGGCAGCCUGUGGGAUAAGCUUCACGGGUCGGCCGCGGCGUCGCCUGGGAAGGCCGAGGAGUUGAGUUGGGAGGAGAGGUACCAAGUGGCACUUGGGGCUGCGAGAGGUCUCGAGUAUCUGCACCACGGGGGUGAACGCCCCAUCCUUCACCGCGACGUCAAAUCCAGUAACAUCCUUCUCGAUGAGUGCCUCAUGCCCCGUAUUGCCGACUUCGGCCUCGCCAAGAUCCUGCACUCCGCGGCCGUCGCCGCCGCCGGAGGGGGCGCAGGCGAAGCUUCGUCUGCUCCUGUCAUCGCCGGCACCCACGGCUACAUCGCUCCAGAGUACGCCUACACGUGGAAGGUGAACGAGAAGAGCGACGUGUACAGCUUCGGGGUGGUGCUGAUGGAGCUGGUGACCGGACGGCGGCCGAUCGAGGCGGAAUACGGCGAGAGCAAAGACAUCGUCCACUGGGUGUCGCAGCGGAUGAGCAGCAGGGAGAGCCUGAUGGCGGCGGUGGACAGCAGAAUACAGCAGGAGUGGAGCAAGGAGGAGGCGAUCAAGGUUCUGCGAGUGGCGCUGCUGUGCACUGCGAGCCUACCGGCGAUGCGGCCGUCGAUGAGGACGGUGGUACAGAUGCUGGAGGAGGCCGUGAACGGUGGAACCAUAAAAUCAUAUGUCAACAAGAAACUGAUGGAAGUCCAUGAGUGAAACGCUGGAACUCACCUCGUUCCCUGUACAAUAUCAUUUUGGAUGCGGACGGCCAUGGACAUUAACAUCGAGCUCAUCUCGUUCCUCACAAUAAUCAUCGCGUUCUAAGCGAUGGUGAUUUGCUAUUA